Messenger RNA from Aedes albopictus (Asian tiger mosquito), 2410 nucleotides. RefSeq lists its product as uncharacterized. Bases 401 to 1762 code for a protein of 453 amino acids. The transcript has 8 exons. Lineage: Eukaryota; Metazoa; Arthropoda; Insecta; Diptera; Culicidae. The record is from RefSeq and is a predicted model, not a curated record.
AAAAUGUCUUAUUUUCCUCGCGCCUCAUCUUUCUCCACAGUUACCUAUUCUCGGAAAGCCGCGUGCUCCAGCUCCAGGCUUUUGAACCACCACGAACGGAGUAGUAGGCAGUAGAUCGCGGUGUGCCUGCCGCAGUGAGUCAGUUGGAGUCGGUGCUACCGAUCCCGGUAAUUUCAAGUUCAUUCCGUGUUUGGAUCUCGCGCAAAACGGUCGUAACUACCUUAGUGGUCCGGGUGUGGUGUUAGUCGCGCUGUGCUCUCGCGAGGAAGACGACAAGUGAUCGUGUGAGAAGUCGAAACAUCGUCAAGCCGAGGCUGCCUUUUGUGAAUGAACAACUGACGGGGUAUAGCUGAUGCGGCGAAGAUCACAGCAUAACUGCUGCUAAUUGGAAACGAACGAAAUGAGGCACUUAAGCACUAGAAUGGUGCUGAACCUGAACUACCGGAUAUUGGUGGUGGCGUUUGCUGCGCUUCUUCCACUGGCCCGAGCGCAAGACUACGACGUGACGGACAUCCAGUGCUCGUUCGCCUCGCAGGGGUCCAACCUGGGUGACAUCAUAACGGCGAAGCUGAAGAAACCGAUCGGAUUCAAGGGGGCGCCCCUGUUCGCGGACGACCGGGCCGUCAACCCGGAGGCCGACUUUGCCUGUUCCAUCAAGCAGGACCGGAAAGACCCCAGCGAGCUCAGCUUCGACCUCAAGAUCACCGACUUCACACGGUGCGGCGUGCUGAAGAGGAAUGGGUUUGUCCACGUACGGAUCUGGUUCCCACAGUUCCCAUCCGUUGUGAUGCAGUCCGAUCAGGAGCUGAUCAUCAUGUGUAAGCCACCAGAGCCUACAGUUAUUCAAAAUAAGGCCGCUGGAUUUGCUGGUAGUUUCCCCCAUGGAGCACGUGUCUCCGGUGUUGUCGAAGAAACUCCAGGCCGUCUGGAAUACGAAGUAGCGCUGUACAAGGAAGCUCCCCCGAUUGCUCGAAUUGCCGGCAUGAAGAAUCACUCGUCUAACUCUUUGCCUUCGGUUACCAACAAUGAGGUACCUGUGGAUCAGGCUGUUCCAAUUGGAACGAAGCUACAACUACGGGCUCGUAUCAGUGCCCAAAGCGUUUGGAAGUACGUCAAACUGUUGGAAGUGACAGUUUCACCAGACCCAGAUGACCCACAUGCUUCCGGAUCUGUGUCUCUGGUUCGCGAUGGUUGCCGCAAUCGUGACUUUGCCUCGAUCAUUCCACAUCAACCAGCGCGUUAUCGCGAUAAACCCAAUGAAGUCUUUCUGGACUUUGAAGCAUUCCUUCUCAGUUCGAUGAAGGAACGUAGCACACUGUGGAUUCAUUCCCAGAUCAAGGCCUGCAUGGACGCGAUGGAUUGCCAACCGGACUUCUGCUUGGAUCUCUAUGAGCCAACCAAGCGAAAGGGUCUUGGAAGACGUCGUCGCUCUGCAGGAGAGGUAGCCUACGGUAACCUCCUAUCCAUGAUCGGACACGAUCGGUUCCGGCGGGCUGCCCUGAAUACGACCGAGUUCACCAAGUUCAAGGAAAAUAUCGAAUACACCGUGAUCAUGCCCGGUCAGUACGACGACCUGAGGUACAAGGAAGUGCCCGAUCAGUGCAAGAACUUUGUAAUGAUCUCCGGACUGCUAGCUGGAUUGCUGGCACUGUCGACAAUUAUUACCUGCGGAUUAGCAUCGCGACUUCAAGGUAACGGGAAGAAGUCCUCGAUAGAUGAACUCAACGUCAAAGGCUACUCCGGCCGGGCAAUCGUUCAGUGAUACAAACGAUCCUCUUCCUCCCAAUCAACCAUUCAAUCCAUAACCAAGACCCAAAAUAUCACAUCAAAGAAACCCCCUUAUCCCUUGUUAUCCAGUAAAUCACCCAUAGACAACUAGACAUGAGCGCUACAGAAAACUGUAUAAACUUAAGAAGCUAGACAAAACAAAUACUUAGAUCGUAAGGUGUAGCACCGAUUUUAGGCGAUGAAGAAGAAAAACUGGCAACACUGUAGAAUGAGCCCAAUUUUUAAACAAUCCUGUGUUCUCGAACCAAAAAAAAACUCCUAUUUAAAAAUUGGGCUUACCAGUUGCGGAACCAGUGCUGCGUGUAGAAAACAAAAAAGUAAACGCAAGAGAGUAAUAGCAUUCGCACACAACGCACAACGUAGACUGCAUUUUAAGUCUUUUAGAACAGAACAGAACGAUUACGAGUCGUUAUUGCGAGAAUCUAGCGGCUGGGCAGCAGUGGCCUGCGGAAGCAUUUAAUGUUAUCGGAUAUUUAUUGAUAUUUUCUUUGUAAGGAUUAUUUUAACUGGCCUGUCUGCAAGUUCGUGCGUAGGGUGCCUGUGCGUGUGGAAGCUUUCCGGAGGUGGAGUAAAUUGUACAGUGAUUUUAUUCGUAAAUAAAUAGUUGAGUUUAAAUAAAAUG